Molecule: messenger RNA, 777 nt
Organism: Tetranychus urticae (two-spotted spider mite)
Lineage: Eukaryota; Metazoa; Arthropoda; Arachnida; Trombidiformes; Tetranychidae
Gene: Bet3
Product: blocked early in transport 3
Biological process (GO): Golgi vesicle transport
Cellular component (GO): TRAPP complex
Source: RefSeq, a predicted model, not a curated record
CGACGUAUCUCUACCCACUAUUAACACCCUCUAUCGACAUUAGCGAUACUAUUGUAACUAAAUAUCGAUAAGUGUUGUUGUUUUUGACUGUACCAAAUUGUACCAAAUAUAAUAUUGUUGCAAUAUUAAUUUAUGUAAUUUUAUUUUCUGAUUUAUUAUCAUGGCUAAACAAGUUAAAAAUCUUGAUUCCAAGAAGAUUAGUUCAGAUCUUUUUAGCCUAACCUAUGGUUCGUUAGUUUUCCAAUUGAUUAAAGAUUAUGAGAAUCCUGAAGAUGUUAAUAAACAGCUGGAAAGAAUUGGUUACAACAUUGGUUUACGUUUGAUUGAAGAUUUUCUUGCUAAAACAAACACUCCUAGAUGUUUUGACUUUAAGGAUGUUGCUGAUAAAAUACAAUCUGCAUUCCGAAUGUACUUAGGAAUAACGCCUUCAAUAACCAACUGGAGUCAAGGAAAUGACGAAUUCUCCUUAAUUCUAGACGCAAAUCCUCUGGCUGAGUUUAUUGAACUGCCCGAUCACCUUGUUAACCUGAGAUACUCAAAUAUACUGCCGGGAAUCAUCCGUGGAUCCUUAGAAAUGGUUCAAAUCGAAGCAAAAGCAUGGUUUAUGCAAGAUUACCUGAAGGGUGAUGCCACUACAGAAUUACGAAUUAAGUUUGUUAAAAAAUUAGAAGAUGUAAUGCCUCAAGGAGAAGAUUAAUCAUGUAUUGAGUCUCACCAGAUGCAUUCUACUUAUAUUCCUUUCGUAUAAUAAAACCGUAUCUUUUUUUGUUUUAUCAA